Molecule: messenger RNA, 2564 nt
Organism: Acanthaster planci (crown-of-thorns starfish)
Lineage: Eukaryota; Metazoa; Echinodermata; Asteroidea; Valvatida; Acanthasteridae
Gene: ogfod1
Product: 2-oxoglutarate and iron dependent oxygenase domain containing 1
Biological process (GO): peptidyl-proline hydroxylation; regulation of translational termination
Cellular component (GO): cytoplasm
Molecular function (GO): peptidyl-proline dioxygenase activity; iron ion binding; L-ascorbic acid binding
Source: RefSeq, a predicted model, not a curated record
UCUAGCACAUGUACUUAGUCAACUAGUCAACAACAGGUCAAGUUGUGUUUUGAAAGCAAAAUGACAAGCAAGAGAACAGACGAAAAUUGUGUAGAACCAGCCAAAUCAGGGAAGAAGAAGAGGAAGACCGAGCCCUCCGGUUUUGUUCCGAAUGAAGUCAACCCUGCCUACGGCGAGGGGAAUUUCAAACAGUUACUUGGAGAGGCAUUUAGAAACCAGGAAUCGUUUGAACACGAGAGUGGAGCAACAUUACUUCGGUAUCCCUUCAGCUGUUGUAUACUGCCCAACUUUGUGAAGGACGAUUCCCACUUGAAGGGCUUGAAAGAUGAACUUUUGGACUUGCCCUUUGAGGAAAAGUCCAAUGAUCUCUACAAAUUUCAGCAGUCUGGUGCACUUCAGAAUGUCUCCUCCCCACAUAUAAUCGGGUUGAGAAAUUUUCUGUAUGAAAACUUUUUGGCCUGGCUGAGGAAAGUCACUGGUAUACCCCUAGAUGACACUGUGGAUAUGACCUGCUCGAAGUACAACUACACAGAUAGCUUGCUCUGUCAUGAUGAUGAACUAGGAGGUAGGAGGAUCGCCUUCAUUCUGUACCUGGUCCCACCAUGGGAGGAGAAAGACGGUGGAGCCCUUGACCUCUUCAAGGUCGAUGAGCACGGCCAGCCCAGCCAGGUAGUGAAAUCCCUGCUUCCAAAAUGGAACAACUUUGUGUUCUUUGAGGUCACUCCAGUGUCAUUUCACCAGGUUGCAGAGGUGCUGGCCCAAGACAAAUGCCGUUUGUCGGUCAGUGGGUGGUUCCAUGGACCUCCUGUGGAUAGGCCAGCACCGUACGUGGAACCCAGAUUGGCGCUUCAGUCACACUGUACUCUACAGGAAGACGAGAUCUUCGAGUGGAUCAGCCCCCUAUACCUAGACCCCCUGAGCCAGUCAGAAAUCCAGGACCGUUUCAGCGACGACUCGGAAAUUCAGCUGGAGAACUUUCUGCAGAAGGACAAAUAUGAACUUGUUAGCAAGGCUGUAGCAAGCAGCGACAUCAGGUGGCAAAGGAUAGGACCGGCAAAUAAAAGGAACUACGAAAGAGCUGACGUGUCUACGCUGCCACAGAUCUUGCUGGAUUGUCUCAACGUGCUCCGGUCCGAGCACAUGUUCCUAACCCUGUCCAACUUCACCGGUCUGAAAUUGCACGAACACGCCCCGAACAAUGACAGCGAUGAUGACAGCGACGAUGACAGGGACGAGAGAGAGGAAAGUUCGGAGGAGGAGGCAGAUAAGGAAAGCAGAGAUGAGGAUGCUACUAGAAAUGCCAAUGUAGCAGAUGGAACUGAAGCAGAAGAGGGCAUUGUUAUAGUCAGCAAGCCCACACCGUAUAAUCCACGGUGCCGAGCUGAAGUCAGACGAUGGAGUCACGGCUGCUACACCCUCCUGCACGACACCGACACGGAAGGGUCAGAGUUUGCUUUGGACGCGGUCAUCCACUUUGGCUGCCCCCCAGAUUGGCAGACGCAUCAUGGAGGUUACAUUUCCUACAUAGCAAAGGCAGAAGAUGAAGAGCUCCUCAGUGUUAGCCCUGAAAGUAAUGGCCUGUCGCUGGUGUAUCGGGACAAGGAAACGUUGAAAUUCGUCAAGCAUCUCAACCACAGGUUCACCGAGUGCAGCAGCGAAGGUGACGGGGAACCAGCUAUUUAUGACAUACAGCUUGUGUAUUAUGAAUAGCAAACUGUCGUGAGGAUCAGAGCAGAGCUUGAGGUCGCGGCUGCUGUUUCUGUCUUGCGCGGUGCACGGUCUCACUCUGUGAUGUGCAUCAGCAAACUGAUAGCCCACACAUGGUGACACCGGCAGCAUAGAAUAGCACAAGACAUGCAUACUGCCUUCCUUACAAGAGCCACAGAGAUGGUCAGUGUGUUUGCAUGACCAGUUUUCAUCGCUAUGAGUACAAACCCGCAGUGCAUUUAUGUGGAUACCAGGUAAACAGAUGCAGUGAUGUUAAUUAUCGCUGUGUUAUUAUCAAGUGGGUACAUAUACGAGGUCUGUAGGAAGCCCAAUGUCAGCUGAUAAGAACAUCCAUUCUCCCAAGGGGCAACAUUGCAUUGGUUACUGUGUCUUAAGCCAUGGCCGAAUUGAGUGUUGAAAGGCUGAGGCUUUGGAGUUUGCCCAUGAUGUGCCAUGGGGACUAGCUGUUAAGCCAUGGGCAGCAAUGCUAGUCAUGGUUGUGGCUUUACUAUGCAGUAGGUCCUCCGGACCGUAGAAUCAUUCGGUCCCACAGACAAGCAAGCCAGGAACCAGACGAGACUGAUGGUUCGGGAUGUCCUUGCUUUGCGUUUCAUGAACUGGAAACUUGUCAGGAAAAAAGAUGCCAAAAGUUGAAAGUGUCUGUGAACGACAAUACUGUGCCCAAAUUACCUCUUUGUAAGGGGGAUAAAAUCAUUCUUGCUGAGUUACAACCUAUAAAACAUUCAAGUCUGAUCUCAGUGACCUUUAUGAAAUACGAUAUUAACCACAUGCUGCCGGGUGGUUUGAAAAAUGCAGUGCACACAUACAGGCAAAUUUCAAGAUUUUCAGUUUUCAAA